AUGCUCUCACUGGAGCUCCACAAAGAGCUUGAGAAGUGGUCAGCAAGUCAUGGUGGCUCGAUGCAUGAUGCCGUCGUGAUUGCCCACGAUGAACAGCGCGGCGUCCACAUGCAAGUCAGAUCUGACUGGCCCAAAGCCAUAGAGCCAGAGACCCGCGCUAUCAGUACCCCACUGGGUAUUACAAUGUCCUACUACAAUGCGAUUGACUAUAGGUCUAACAAAGGGUCAUACUUCAGUCACGAUGUGAAGCUCCCGCAGGCGUUUAUUGAAACCGUGGGCUCAGAAGAAACUUUUGCCUUUUUCCUGAUGGGCCAGUACCUCCGAGGAGAAAAGGGCUUCUGGUACCCUUACUUGCGGACCCUUCCUCAGCCUGGUCAACUGAACACGCCGUUGUUCUUUGACCAGGAAGAUGCUGACUGGAUUGAGGGUACGGGGGUCAUCGAGGCUUCCCAUUUCAGAUACGCAAUCUGGGAUAAGAAGUACGAGGAAUGCAUUUCGAUGCUUGAGAGACUCGAAUUCGAGAAAUAUGAAGACUACACCUGGGAUCUCUACCUGUGGGCUUCGACUAUCAUUACCUCUCGCGCAUUCUCAGCAAAGGUCCUGGCUGAUGGAGUAGAGGCGUCCGACCUCCCUGAAACCGGAAUAUCGGUUCUACUUCCGCUGAUCGACCUCCCCAAUCACCGCCCCCUCGCCAAGGUCGAGUGGCGUGCUGGAACCCAGGACGUUGGAUUAAUCAUCCGGGAAGAUAUUCGACCAGGAGAAGAGAUCUCCAACAAUUACGGACCGCGCAACAAUGAGCAGUGUGAGUGUGUCAACGAGGUUAACAUUAUGGAUCAAAUGCUUACUUAA
Messenger RNA from Penicillium maclennaniae, 849 nucleotides. RefSeq lists its product as uncharacterized. Gene Ontology annotation, biological process: peptidyl-lysine monomethylation. Gene Ontology annotation, molecular function: protein-lysine N-methyltransferase activity. Lineage: Eukaryota; Fungi; Ascomycota; Eurotiomycetes; Eurotiales; Aspergillaceae. The record is from RefSeq and is a predicted model, not a curated record. The transcript is spliced from 2 exons. The coding region runs from base 1 to 849 and encodes 282 amino acids.